AUGAGCUUCACCGGGCUUGCUCCACCACCGUUUUUCCUUCCGACGCCCGGCCGUCCGUCAUUGCCAUGGGAGCAGUGGGAGCAGAUGUUCAACGCGUACUUGCUGGCAUCCGGAGCCGCCGCAUGCAAGCCGGAGCAACGCAAGGCUAUUCUUUUGCAUUGUUUGGGGGCGGAAGGCCAGCGUAUUUAUCAGACGCUACAUGCAGGGACCAGCGCCGCAGCACCGGCCGCGCCAAGUGCCGCAGCACUCGCCGAUGACAAGUCUGUCGUGGCCCCGCCUGACGAAUACGACUCUGCACUCGCCGCAUUACGGCACCAGUUUUCGACGUCGCGCAACGUUAUCAUCGAGCGUCAUCGCUUUCACCGUCGCAGCCAACACACAGGCGAGUCCCUUCAUGACUUUGUUGCCGCUCUACGGGAGCUAGCGUCACAUUGUUCGUUUGCCUCGCAAGAUGAUACUCUGCGGGGCCAAUUCGUUGCCGGCGUAGCUUCCACUCGCGUACGUGAGCGGUUACUGCUCGAGGGUUCCGCACUUUCGUUCGAGAAUUCUGUUCGAAUAGCACUUCAGUUUGAGCAGGCGGCUGAAGAGCUAAAGGAGCUUUCUGCUUCGGUCGAAGCAAUUUCAUUGCGGCAGCGUCGAAAACCAGCGUCGCAUUCUUCGAAAAAAAGGAAUUCACAACCGGCAGUCACCUUAGAGAAUUUAACGAGGAGCGCGGGCGGCUCACGUGAUAAGCCAUGGCAGUGCCCUUCAUGCCCUCAAAGGGUUCCGGAGAGGGGCACCUGGGGACCAGGCCCACCUGUCACGCCGCAGCCGCGGUCUCCUGAUGCGCUGCAGCCCACCACGUCGCAGCUUCCUGAUGCGCUGCAGCCUGCCACGCCACAGCCGCUGUCUCUUGAGGCGCUACAGCCUGCCACGCCGCAGCCGCGGUCUCCUGAGGCGCUACAGCCUGCCACGCCGCAGCCGCUGUCUCCUGAGGCGCUACAGCCUGCCACACCGCAGCCGCGGUCUCCUGAGGCGCUACAGCCUGCCACGCCGCAGCCGCUGUCUCCCGAUGUGCGGCAGCCUGCCGUGCUACAGCCCCCUUCUCCCAGGACGCAGGCACUGUCUCCUGGCAUACCGCAGCAGCAGUCAACGAGCCCGUCGCCAGUGCGACGUCCAACGCGGCCGACUCGAGAGCGCCGGCCACCGGCCUGGCUCCAAGACUAUCAGACCAAUUAG
Molecule: messenger RNA, 1218 nt
Organism: Dermacentor albipictus
Lineage: Eukaryota; Metazoa; Arthropoda; Arachnida; Ixodida; Ixodidae
Source: RefSeq, a predicted model, not a curated record